CUUGUCAACGACGCCUCCCAGAAAGAAGCUAGCAUGACAUCCAUUCAGGAAGAAGACUAGCUCCGAUUGCGAAAAAUAUAUACAUCUUUAUUGUGAAGAAAUGGCGUCGGUCAACCCGUUUAACCUCAGUGAUUCCGAAGAGGAGGUUGAACAGCGACCAAAUGAAACCGUUGACACGGAGAGGAGUCCGAGUGAUGGGGCUCCCGGGCCGCCGCCAGGAAAUCCUUUCUCCCCUCCUGCGGACGCCGAACACCCGACGCUGCUGCUGUCCAGUCACCGUACGAGCCCGAACGGAGAGGGCAUGUCCAUGUCCGCCGCGGCCGCCUCGGCGAUGGCCGGCAACGCCGAGACGAGGGUGUCAAUAGAUGUCAUCGCUGCUCAGCUCCUGCGCGACCAGUACAUUCUCACGGCCCUGGAGCUUCACACAGAACUGCUGGAAGCAGGUCGCGAGCUGCCCAGGCUGAGGGAUUAUUUCUCCAACCCUGGUAACUUUGAACGACAGAGCGCCACUCCACCUGCCAGAGACCAAGGACUCGGACCGGGCGGACCACUGAAUCGUGCCGGGAGCAUCAGCACCUUGGAUUCUCUGGAUUUCGCCCGUUACUCUGAUGAUGGGAACAGAGAGACGGAUGAACGUGUCGCAGUGCUGGAGUUUGAGCUACGGAAAGCAAAGGAGACCAUUCAUGCUCUGCGCGCCAACUUGACUCAGGCAGCAGAGAGUGAAAUGCCUUCUCAGGAGAGGAAAAACUUGAAGUCAAGUCCUGAAAUUCAGGAGCCCAUACGGCCACUGGAGAAAAGAGCCUUAAACUUCCUUGUGAAUGAAUAUUUAUUAAAAAAUGAAUACAAGCUAUCCUCAAUCACGUUCUCGGAUGAAAACGGGGAUCAGGACUUUGAGUUGUGGGAUGAUGUCGGCCUCAACAUUCCAAAACCGCCUGACCUACUUCAGUUGUAUAGGAACUGUGGUACCCCUCUUCCCUCACCUAGAGAGAUGGUUGAUGUUGCUGUGGAGGCCGGGUUCGAAGAUUUUCCUGGGAACUGCACCUCUCAGGAAUCAAAGAAGCCAGACCUAACACAACAGCAACAAACCGAAGUCGUCCAGGAGUUGGAGUAUCAGAUCAGCCUGCUCAACGAUGAGAAACACAGUCUGGCAGAGCAAAUAAAGAAACUCCAAAGUGAGAUUCAGAAGUUAAAGCGGACGGUUGCGACCCCUCCUGCGGCCAACCUCGACCUCAGCGCUCACAAUAAUUGUUCCUCUAACACAGUCCCAUCCAUAGCAGACGUUCCAUCUGCGCCCCCGACAGAUAAUGGCAAAUAUCUGGACAUCCAUGGGGUCUCGGAUUCUGAGGUGGACGCAAACGCGGUCUCUCCUCAUAACGUGUCACAGUCCCAAUCAAAAGCCCACAACAAUAGUCGGCCCCCUGUUCAGUUUGAUCAACCAAACAGAAAAUUAUCCCCGGCCUUCCAGCAAGCACUGCUCUCUUUCUGCAGAAUGUGCUCCGACAGCCGCCUGGGCGCCGAGGUUUCACGUAUAGCAGACAGCGAGGAGAGUCUCAUGUUGAUGCUUGGUCGGUGCCUCCCUCACAUCGUCCCCAAUGUUCUUCUUGCAAAACGAGAGAGAAUGGUUGCACAUCUAUGCCAGGAGUUAAUUCCGCUCAUACUGUGCACUGCCUGCCUUCACCCAGAGUCUAAAGAAAGAGACCAGCUCCUCCACAUCCUCUUUAACCUCAUAAAGAGGCCGGACGAUGAGCAGAGACAAAUGAUCUUGACAGGAUGUGUUGCGUUCGCCCGGCAUGUGGGUCCCACACGUGUUGAGGCAGAACUACUUCCUCAGUGCUGGGAACAGAUUAACCACAAAUAUCCCGAGAGGAGAUUAUUGGUGGCGGAAUCCUGUGGAGCCUUAGCACCAUACCUGCCUAAGGAGAUCCGUAGCUCAUUAGUCCUAUCAAUGCUGCAGCAGAUGCUCUCUGACGAUAAGGCCGACAUGGUCAGAGAGGCGGUGGUCAAGAGUCUGGGUAUCAUCAUGGGCUACAUAGACGACCCUGACAAGUAUUCACAGGGAUUUGAGUUGAUGCUGCUGUCCCUUGGGGACCCGUCGGAGCGAGUCGUCGGUGCUGUUCAUCAGGUCUUCAUCCCUGCCUUUGCUGCGUGGACUACGGAGCUGGGGACGCUACAAUCGUCACUUAUUCCUUCUCUCUUAGCGCGAAUUGAGAAGCUCCUGAAGCAAGGAGAACAUGGUCUUGAUGAACACAAGCUUCACAUAUUUCUGUCAGCGCUGCAGUCUCUCAUCCCCCCACUGUUUGCUGUGGUGCUGCAGAAUGCACCAUUCACCAGCAGAGCUAAGCUCCAUGGAGAUAUACCUGCGAUAGAGGUCACCCGGUUCCCGAGGCCAGCAUCUCCGCUCCAGGAUGUCGCGACCAUCAUUGGAAGCAGGGAGAUGCUCAGCGCCCUGCUGAUCCUAUACGACAACCAGCUGGAGCAUGAAGGAACCACCGGUUGGGAGAGCCUGCUGUGGGUGGUCAACCAACUACUUCCACAGUUAAUAGACACAGUGGGGCGCAUCAACGUGAGCUCUUCAACCUGCGUCCAUGAGUUUUCACGCUUCUUUUGGAGGUUUUGUCGCACUUUUGGAAAGAUCUUCACAAACACUAAGGUUAAACCACAAUUCCAGGAGAUUCUCAGACUAUCCGAAGAAAAUGUUGAUGCUUCAGCUGGAAAUGGAAUUCUCACCAAAGCUACAGUACCCAUUUAUGCCACAGGGGUCCUGACAUGUUACAACCAGGAAGAGGAUCGAAAAUUGUUGGUGGGUUUCCUGGAAGAUGUUAUGACUACCUUGUCUCUGUCCCAUGCACCUUUAGACAGCCUGAAGGCUUCUUUUGUGGAGCUUGGUGCCAACCCGGCUUACCACGAACUGCUGCUCACCGUGCUCUGGUAUGGUGUCGUCCACACAUCUGCCCUGGUGCGGUGCACUGCAGCACGGAUGUUUGAGCUGCUGGUGAAGGGGGUGAAUGAGACGCUGGUAGCUCAGAGAGUGGUGCCGGCUCUCAUCACACUGUCCUCCGACCCUGAAAUCUCUGUGAGGAUAUCAACUAUUCCUGCCUUUGGUACCAUCAUGGAGACGGUCACUCAGAAGGAGCUGCUGGAGCGAGUCAAAAUGCAGCUUGCGUCCUUCCUGGAGGAUCCUCAGUAUCAAGACCAGCACUCUCUGCACAUGGAGAUCAUCCGGACGUUCGGACGGGUCGGGCCUAACGCCGAGCCUCGUUUUAGGGAUGACUUCGUGCUUCCACACCUCCACAAGCUGGCUCUGGCGAACAACAGCCAGGCGGUUGAAAGCAAGAGGAUCGACAUCGCCACCCAGCUCUUCGAGGCCUACAGCGCCCUCUCCUGUUGCUUCAUUUCUGAGGAGGUGAUGGUCAACCACUUCCUGCCGGGCUUAAGGUGUCUGCGAGCCGACAUGGAGCAGCUCUCUCCUGAGCAUGAGGUGAUUCUGAGUUCCAUGAUCAAAGAGUGUGAAAUCAAGGUGGAGAAUCGAGGAAUGGGUGAUGCUCAAGGAUCUCUAUCCAUGGCUUCCAGCCUGGUGGGUGAGGAUGCCAAGACCAAGUUCCUGAACAAGAUGGGUCAGCUGACCACGUCGGGUGCCAUGCUGGCAAAUGUCUUCCAGAGAAAGAAAUGACCUCACAGCGACUGAAGAGCCUCUGAUGUCACCACAGUGAGAACGGCUGCAGAUGAUUCGAGGAGCAACUUGGUUUUUCAAGAGCAGACGUUUGGCUGCAGAGUUCGCCCUCCUAAAAUCUUGAUGAAAGUGUCGCCAAGGACUGUGGAUGUUUUGUUUUAUAUUACCGGUGUAAACAUAUUCAUUUCAUGGAGAGAGGAAAGAAAGUGCUCAGUGUUAUGAUUCAGAUCCUGGGCAUAUCCACGAUGGUAGGGGAUCAAAAUGUCAUCCAAUACUCCAAUACCGCUCGACUUCUGGGGUGAGACAUUUUGAGUACAGCUUUCAUGGAGUGGAACAGCACUGAAGGUUUCAACCACAAAAUGGCUCCAUGGCUUCUGUACAGUUUGUGACUCAGACGUUUACUUGAAGCUCUGAAAAGGUUUUGCCUUUAUUUCCUCGAAUUUCUUUUUUUUUUUUUCAAUUAUGUUUUGAUAGCUUCUAUUUUAUACAUUAUUUAUGUCUUAAGAAUAAAAAAAAACACUAUUCCAGUUUCCAAAGAAAUUUGCACAUUGCUGAUUUGUUUUUUUUUUUUUUUUGCUUUUAAUUGUUUUGUUUCAGGCUUUUACACAGUAUCACUACUGUCUAUGAUUGUGAGGACGAGGAAAAACUGUCGAUGAUUGUUUUACUAAGUCGUGAUUUCAGUCGGAUAUAUGCUUUGAUUUUCUAUGUAUUCUACUGAGAGAGUAAAUAUAUGUAUGAUAGAAUGAUGUGGAGGCAAGGGUACAUGUGUAUAUUUGAAACUUAUGUCAUGUGUAAUAAAAAGAUCUGUUGUGUACGGACAGAGUUCAGCU
This is a messenger RNA of Synchiropus splendidus (mandarinfish), 4500 nucleotides long. It is a transcript of the gene relch, whose product is annotated as RAB11 binding and LisH domain, coiled-coil and HEAT repeat containing. Bases 101 to 3670 code for a protein of 1189 amino acids. The transcript has 31 exons. Gene Ontology annotation, biological process: intracellular cholesterol transport. Gene Ontology annotation, molecular function: protein binding. The record is from RefSeq and is a predicted model, not a curated record. Lineage: Eukaryota; Metazoa; Chordata; Actinopteri; Syngnathiformes; Callionymidae. Gene Ontology annotation, cellular component: recycling endosome; trans-Golgi network.